This is a messenger RNA of Mollisia scopiformis, 1923 nucleotides long. RefSeq names its product alpha/beta hydrolase. The transcript has a single exon. NCBI's taxonomy places the organism in Eukaryota, Fungi, Ascomycota, Leotiomycetes, Helotiales, Mollisiaceae. The record is from RefSeq and is a predicted model, not a curated record. Bases 180 to 1847 code for a protein of 555 amino acids.
CUCUUCCUCCCCGCAGCUACAAUGGUGGGGAUGCAAUCCGAUGACGGGGGCAACCCCUUGGGAAGCAUACCUCCUUUGAUGUUUCUAUAUGUGUUACGAACUCCUUAAUUACAUAUUCGAAUUCUGUCUUCGACAUUCAUUGAGAGAACUCUCCUCACUCAUACCCAAACAUCGACAUCAUGGCACCAACACCCGGCAUCCUCUACGUGACAAUGCAGCCCAAACCCGGGCUCCAAGAAUCUGCCUUCCACGAUUGGUACAACAACGAACACGGCCCUACACGUCUGCGUCUCGACUUCUGUCAAAAUGGCUUCCGGUACCGCGCCAGCGAUCUCGAGGGCGCUGCCGGGUCGGAAAGUCAGCCAGAAUGGAUGGCAGUGUACGAUAUCGAUGAUAUGGCGGAAUUGACGAAAGAUGUGUAUCUGCGGCUGCGAGAUCCGCCUGUGAAGAGUCAGAGGGAGGUUGAGACGAUGGCGAAGAUUAAGGUUGAUCGAAAACUAUACGAUUUCGUGGAGGAGAGACAUAGUGAUGAGUUUGUGGAGAUGGAGAAGGUGGAGAAUGAGGGGAGGGGAAAUGUGAUGGUUGCCGUGUUUCUGGAUCUACACAAUAGGGAAGGUAUGCAGGAACAGGUGGAUAAGUGGUAUAGAGAGGAGCAUAUCGAGUUGUUGUCAAAGGUGCCGGGUUGGUUGAGGACGAGGAGAUUUGUAACCAGUUCGAUCGAUCCGAAAGCCCCUUACGAAUUGCUUGCACUACACGAAUACGCACCGAAAAAUGGACUUGGAGGACCAGAAUUCAAAACUGCAACGACGACGCCUUGGAACCAGGAGAUCAUGACAAAGGUGGUGAAAGACAAGCGGAGGAGAGUGUAUGAUUUAUACUAUACUUUUGGUCCAGCUCCACGAUACCUCUCCUCGAAUAUGGCUUCGUGGCAUUCUUCAGACGAGAAGGUAUCUCUGACAACAACUAUUCCUGACUCUCCUGGUGGGGCUGGAGCCAUAGAGUCAUAUAUCACAACCAAAGACGGGGUCGAACUUCCUUUCCGACUGGAAGGAUCUGCAGAUCCAGAUGCACCAUUCAUCGUCCUCAGCAACUCCAUUCUCGUGGAUUACAAGAUCUGGGAUGGAUUUCUCUCUAACUUCUUCUCAAAGCCGUCCAACAAGAAAUAUCGCAUUCUACGGUACCUGACCAGAGGUAGAUCUUCAGAAACUGGCUCAAGAGAGGUGACGGUGGAUAUUCUAGCAGCGGAUAUCAUCACUAUUUUGACCGCGCUCAGAGUCAAGAAAGCAGCUGCAGUGAUUGGUGUCAGUCUUGGUGGGGCAACGGUUCUCAACACAGCUCUGACAUACCCAGACCGUGUAAGUGCAUUCGUAAGCUGCGACACGAGCAGCAAAUCUCCAGCAGGAAAUUCGAAAGCCUGGGGUGAUCGAAUUGCUGUCUCAGAGAAAGAAGGCGCUUUAGCUGCAAGCGGCGAGAAGAUUGUGGGAGAGGAGCUUGCUGAAAUGACUACUCGAAGAUGGUUUGUCAAGGAGAGCUAUGAUGGAGGUGUGUUGGAGAAAACCUGCCUCGAAGUCAAGGAGAUGGUCAAGACCAAUAGUCAGGAAGGGUUCAAGAAGAGCGUAAAUGCACUGUUUGACUAUGACCUGAAAGAGAAGAUGAAGACGUGUCAAGUCAAGGGAUUGUUUGUUGUUGGCAGUGGAGAUGGCGUCUUGCCAGGUACGAUGCAAGAGAUGGCUAGUGCCUAUGGAUCCAGUGGUGCUGGAUAUGAGGUUGUUCAGGGAGCGGGACAUUUGCCAAUGGUUGAGAAGCCAAGGGAGUUUUCUGAAAUUGUCACGAAGUUCUUGGGAUAAUUGUCAGAUAUAUUGAACACUCUUCAGUGUUGUGUGGUAGCCUUUUUACCGUCUUCUUUCACUUGCUCGCAAUCGU